Molecule: messenger RNA, 1647 nt
Organism: Neurospora tetraspora
Lineage: Eukaryota; Fungi; Ascomycota; Sordariomycetes; Sordariales; Sordariaceae
Exons: 3
Coding region: 1-1647 (548 amino acids)
Molecular function (GO): metal ion binding
Source: RefSeq, a predicted model, not a curated record
AUGGAGCCAAACCAGAACUCCCCAGUCAGCGAGAUCCCAAAGCCCCAUUCGCCUAUCGCCAUCAAGAGAAGGGAUCUCAACACCCACUGGAGACUCCAAAGAGGGUCGCCCGCCUCUCCGAUGAGCAUGGACUUUGCCCCGACUCCUCCCAGAAAUCAGUCGGAGACGGAAAUUACCAACAACUCUGAGGAGUCCAGCCCGGAAUGGGAACAAUCUCGCCAUACUGCCGUCGUCACCACCAGGCCCUCUCCCAGAGUAGAGACCGCCGUCACUCACGCCCCCUUUACACAGAACGCGCGCUACUUCCUUGAGAGGCAAAGGCUCCAGCAGCAGGAAGAGGAUGAAAGAGCCCAACAGGCACGCCGGAACGCGCAGCCGCAAUAUCCUCAUCAGUUCUAUGCCUACGCCUACAACCGCGGAAAUGGUCGCUACACGAGACUGAUCCCGGCGGAUAUGCUUCCUCCCCUCGUGGGCGUGCCUGCCUACGAGUCGGACAUCUCUCGUCUGUUCGUUCUUGAGCUUCCCCAGGCUUUGGAUGCCAACGAGCGCAAUACCAACUUGGAGACCGUUCAGACUCAAGUGGCGCAAAAAGAUGCCGUUCAGUCGCAGAUCGACCAAAUUGUCCUGGCCAGCAACAGUCCAGCAACCAACACGAGCCUCACUCACCAGUCCGCCGCAGUCGCUUACCUGACUCCCCCUCCUCUCCACGGCCAAGGCCCCAAGCGAGCCAAGAUCUUCUGCGACAAGUGGGUGCACGAGGGCACCUGUGCCUUCACCCAGCAGGGCUGCAAGUACAAGCACGAGAUGCCGUACGACAGGGCCACUCAGCACAUGCUCGGCCUAUUCCAUGGCCUGCCUGCUUGGUAUAAGCGGCAGCAGGCCGAGCUGAUGAGGCAGAGGCAGGUGCUGACCAACAACGAUGAGUCGAGUACCAGCAAGGGGCCGAUGGAUCUGUCCGCGCUCCGUGGAGCUCCUCGUGGUCGGUCUUUGACUACGGCUUCUGGUAGCCCGAUUUCGCGCAGAGGGUCGGCUGAUCAGGGAUCGGCUUCUGGUAGUAGUGGCGAGAUGAUGGGAGCGGGAGGUCAGGGUGUUAUUGGAAGAGAUAACAACAGCGCCGCCACCAACAGCAUGGGAGUCAAGACAUUCGGAGGCGGUGGUUAUCAACGUGAGAAAAGCUCGAGCCCUCGGGAGUUGAACAACUGGCGCCCGAAUGUGGGAAGUGGUUCUUCUGGGCCCUCUCGAAUCCCUACCGGCCCCCAAAUUCUAAGCCAAGGUCCCUGCCGCUUCGGUCCCAUCGGACAACCCGCCCAGCCUCAACCUCGCGAUCCUCGCAGCGGUGAUCUCGGCAACAUGAUCAACUACCGCCGCAUCGAGGCUCCUCCCGGUUUUCCCCCUCACCCCCACCCCUACCGCCUCCUUCCAACCACCACGACCCCCGACAGCUCUGAUAACGAGGGCAAGGAGGAAAGCGGCCCGCCGGGAGGAGGAGGAGCUCAGGUCCAGGUUCAGGCCCAGGUACACCAGCAGCAACAGCAGCAACACCAGGCCGAAGGCGGCGGCGGUGGUACCGCAGUUCCUUGGAGGGGAUCCGCUUACGAGAAUGGGGAGACUCACUGGAAGUGGUCUCGGGACACUAACCAGGAGUAG